AUGGAGAAAUUGGAGCAGUUAUUUGCGGAGUACAACAUAACCGCUGUCGUGGUGAAUGGUAAACAGUUGCUUGACCUAACCAACAAGUACGCCGAAACUUUGGAAGCAAUGCCGAAGCUGGAGCUUGUUUCUUGUGUGGAAAAUGCCAAAGAGAUAGUUGAAGUGAUCAAUCAACCGACAAAAGGAGAGGUUCGUCGUUUCCAAGGCCCUGGCAGAUCGACUGAGGCGGCUAUAUUGAUUCAAGCUCAUGUUCGUCGGCUCCAGGCGCAGAAACGUUUUAUGGAAUUCAAACGCCGGACAGCUGCAGCGAACAUUAUCCGUGCUGCAUGGUUGCGUAGAAACUGGGUCAAAAAGAUUCGCAAGUCUCUGUUAGCGACCCGAGCAAUGCAAGCGCUUCUUUCGCAGCAGAGGUUAAAGACUCUGGAGCAGAACUGGGAUGAGUUCAUCAGAAAUGAUCACGUGUUUGUCCAUAUCCCGUCCGUCGGAUACUCAGAACAAAUGCGACGCUCCUUACGCGAUUCCGGGGAUCUGCAUCACAUGGAAGUCCGUCAAAUCGCUCGUUUGUGUGAGGUCAGAGGACACACAACACAUGUAGUCCUGGUUACCAGAGCCUCCAUCCCGGAUGAGUUGUUGGAGUAUUACGACCAGCUACUGGGCUUGGCGGGGGCUAUUCGAACAGGAGAGGAGAAAGACCGUUGUUCGCAAAGCACUCGAUUCCGGAUCAUUGUUCCAGAGGCCGUGAAACAAUUCCAAUCUCCGGCUGCACCUCCGCUGUGCUUGUCGAGUCUACUGAAAUAUAGUUCCAAUGCGCUCAAGAAUAUUCGAUCUUUCAUCGUCGGGCGGCCAGCUAUUAUCGUCCCCGGAGUGGGAGCACAUCCAGAUGACUUUGCUGUUGCCGCAGAGCUUGGAAUACCGGUGUGGACUGCCAGACCCCAAGUUUUCCAUCUGUUUGCGAGACAAUCGACCUGCAGAAGACUGGUAAAACAACUGUCGGAAACGAAGUCAUACGGCGCCGGAUUGCUCACAGGCAAAUUCAGUACAGUUAGCCGCAAGCGAGCAAACGUGAGAGGGGGUUUACCUGAGGCGACAGGCCAUAGCCAGACGGAUGGGAAGAGUUCGGAACGACUACAACCCGACAGACCGGUGUUACAACCGCCCGGUGAUUAUGAUGUUUACACACUGGACAGAGGAGAAGGCUUGCCACCAUCACGUCCUGGAACACUGCCGUAA
This is a messenger RNA of Dicrocoelium dendriticum, 1230 nucleotides long. The record is from the annotation of a GenBank genome assembly. NCBI's taxonomy places the organism in Eukaryota, Metazoa, Platyhelminthes, Trematoda, Plagiorchiida, Dicrocoeliidae.